Dendrobium catenatum is the source of this 1539-nucleotide messenger RNA. RefSeq names its product bifunctional nuclease 2. The transcript is spliced from 11 exons. Gene Ontology annotation, molecular function: nuclease activity; protein binding. Bases 68 to 1273 code for a protein of 401 amino acids. Gene Ontology annotation, cellular component: VCB complex; nucleus. Lineage: Eukaryota; Viridiplantae; Streptophyta; Magnoliopsida; Asparagales; Orchidaceae. The record is from RefSeq and is a predicted model, not a curated record. Gene Ontology annotation, biological process: protein ubiquitination.
UGUUCGAAAAAUUCCGCCCAUUUGUCUGUCGGUUCGCCCCGAUGAGAGCGGAUUGCUCCAUUCCAGUAUGAUGUUCCUCCGAGUCCGUCUCCUCUCGCCUUUCACUCUCAAUGCCCAUUUCUCUCCUUCAUUGUCCUCUCUUUCAUCUUCAUCUAAGAUCUGCUCCGAUCAAAACCCUAGCUGCACAGAUCGCUCCUUAGGCUUCUUCUAUUCCUGGAAAUCCGCGGUUCCCUUUGCUUUGUCUCUCAGCCGCCGACGGAGCGGCUGUGGGUUUCUCCCAUCGAGGUGCGCCGUUCGUUUUUGCAGGGCGUCUUCUGGAAAUGUGAGUCGCGAACCCGAAGUGGGCGGUGACGACGACAGCGAUCAAUACAUACAGGCCUUGCUUCUCGUUCCAGAAACGGUCAGACACUACAACUCGUGGAAGCAGGGUUUUAUAGAAGAGACUAAAUUGCACUUGUCCGGUAAAAAAUACCCCUUUUCUAGUCAUAGAAGACGAGUAGACAACGUUCAUUCUGUUGGUCAUGAUUUUUUAAGGAGAUUUCAGAGUCCAACUGUUUUUCUGAAAAUUGCUUGUGACGGAGACCUAUUAUUGCCUAUCAUUGUAGGGGAAUUUGCAAUUAUUAGGCUCAUUGAUGCUAUUUCUGGUGAAGAACAUGAGGAAUGCCCUGAUCAGUUUCAAUUUGUCAAAAAUAUUGUGGGAACAUUCGGCUAUGAGGUUAGGAACUUCUACAAUAUUGACUGGUGGUUGGAGUUGAUGCAAACUUUGUGUUGUGGCAGACAUUGCGACUUGUUUUAUUGUAAACAUGGACAGAUUCGUUGUCAUUGCAUAUAUGUUAUUAGGACAAAGAUAUUUACAAAUGGUCUACUCAUUUAUGAAAAUGUAAAGAUGGUGCGUAUUACAAACAGGGUGGUCAAUACAUACUAUGCACGUAUAUAUCUCAGAAAGGAUGCAGACAAUACCAGUAUAUGCAUUGAUGCCCGUCCCUCAGAUGCAUUAAAUUUGGCAGAAAGAUUCAAGGCUCCAAUUUAUGUUAACAAGGAAAUUGUUGUGAAAGAUGCUAUUAAAGUUGUUUAUGGAAAUUGGAGAGCAGGAACUACCAAAAUGGUUUAUGAUGUAUCUCUUGACAGUGCACCAGAAGAACCAGAUCCGCUUAUUGAGGAGCUUGAUUUGGUUCAAAAAAUGAAUGAAGCAGUACUAGAGGAGAGAUUUGAAGAUGCAGCUUUGUGGAGAGAUAAGCUCACAAAGCUAAAAAUGCCCGGGCAGGAGCUGUAGAUAUUGUUUAAUUGAGGCUCAGUAUUGGAAGAGGAUCAGCAAAGCAGAUAAAUGGUAAAUAAAAAAAAAAUAAUUUAUACAGGAGCAUCAUCUCUAUAUGUAAAGCUGUAUAUGAUUGGGUUUGAGAAUAUUUGAAUGUUUUAAUAAAUUUUGUUGUUAAUAACCUCCCUAUGCAGUACAUGAAUCUAUUUGUCUUUCUCCAAGCCACAGGAAAAAAAUCACUUAAAAAUAAUCCGUCUCUAAUGUAAAAGAACUUUGAAAAUCCU